UUACCCAUCAAAUUCUCCUCUUGUGCAAGUCUCUCAAUGCACACAUUUUCUUUGGAAAAUGUCCAUCUUCUUACUGCAAAUUUCAGAAAUCGUAUGUCGGGAUUAUUGUUCCUCAGAGUUGGACAGAUCUUGAGCAUAUCUUUGUGUCCAGUAAUAUGGGUUUGGAAUAAUUAUCAACCGCCACCGAAGAAUUUGAUACAACAUUUGAAACCGCUUAAUCCAAAAGGUCUUCCCUGGACCCUGAUUUCAUCACCGCACUUUGACACAAUAUGACCGCAUAUGUAAUCAUCUACACAAGAACUCGUUUCCAAAUUGUGUAGCAUCAGUCAAUUCUGAUCGAUGAUCUUAGUCCACCAUCCGGGUUUGAACACCGAUUUACUUUACCCUGUCACUUAUCUAUCUCUCCCAACAAUUUAGCGUGUCUCCCUACAAUUUAGCAGUGUACGUGAUUUGGUAAGAUUUAGUGCGUAGUAAUGGGUCAUCACGGAUGUUGGUUCGUCGAAGGAUUUGGUAAGAUAGAUCAUCACAGAUGUUGGUUCGUCGAAGGAUUUGGUAAGAUGGAUCAUCACGGAUGUUGGUUCGUCGAAAGAUUUGAUAAGGUUUAGUGCAUACUAAUGGAUCAUCACGGAUGUUGGUUUGUCGAAGGGUUUGAUAAGGUUUAGUGCGUGGAUCAUCACAAAUGUUGUUUCGUCGAAGGAUUUGAUGAAGCAAAACCGACAUAGAUGGAUUACACAAGAAGAAAUCAAGUUAAUUCAAAACAGUGUGCAAAUAGUGACGGUUCUUAUCCAGUUUGAUAUUUCCGUUUCAAAUCAUUGUCACCCAUCAUCGAUAAACGGGAACUGUUUAGGUAAGUCCCAUGUGAAGAAGGCCAUGGGCUAAGGUAUAUUAAUAUUACAUCCCACACUAUAUUAUUUAUUGUGCACUAAGCCGGGGGUCUUCACGGAAACAGCCUCUCGUUUUAAGGGCAGGGGCAAGGCUGCGUACAUCUUACCCUCCUCAGACUCUGCUCUAAGCGGGAUAUACUGAAAUAUCCUGGAAAUUCCUUGUUGCUUGACAAGUUUUUUUCAAAUCUUCCGUAUCUAUUCCUCUCCAUCUCUCUGGCUUGGCGUACUUGGAGAAAGAGAUUUUUAUAGCAUUAGUAGUAUCUGGGAUAUUAAAAGAUGGGCAAGGGCUCAAGGAAGGAUAAAUUCAGGUAUCUGCCACAAAGCAUUGUUGAUUUCAAUUUAAUAGAAAAACCAAUAUGGGAUGCUUUUAUAACUAGCAUUUUGUCCACCAAAUGGGAGCCAGUGUGGUGUUUUUCCAAACAUUAUAAGUUACUAAUAACUUGGCCGUGGAAGUUGCGAUGAGUAGUGGGCCACUGAGAAGCUUGAGUUCAGAACUCAUUUGUAUUUCAUCUAGGAUCCCCACCCCCUGAUUUUUUUUUUUUGUCCGCCACUUUUUAUACAUUACUCGUCGAUCUGAAAAUUGAAUAUAUGCCUAUCUACCGUUUUUCUUUUUAAAUUAGCCCGGAUUUACAGCCCCUCUGUGCUUCCGUUUGGUCAUGACAGUCAGCUACUUUUCCUAUAUGGGAAGCAUAUAAAACAGUUAGAUCUCAAUGUUUGUUCGUCUUGCGUUAUAGUAUAUGUUUCUUGUCGGUAAUUAAGUACGUUAAAGCUUUUUGGGUUUGAAGUGCAACCUCCUCCUUGGGGAUUUUAAAGAUUUCCAUGUUUGAAGUAUCUAUACCUACAUAGUGGCAUGCUUCCUGUUGAAGUUAUUAAAAAUUUAUUUCAGAUUGCCCUCUUUUAAGAAGUAAAAAAAAUUCAAUAAAUUUUUUUGACCCUCUAGCUAUGACCAUUGGUGCCCCCAAAUCUGAAGUAGCUUACUUCGGUCUGUGUCAUUAAAUACAUGUAUCUUGAGCAUACUCCUUAUUGCGAAAAGAUGUCCAAAACAUGCAUAGGAAAAAAUUUCUUCUUUCUAGGACUUAAAAACACAUGUUUCUUUUUUAUUAUGGUUGAAACGCUUGUAAAGCAUGUGUUUUUUAUUUUUUCUAAAAUAUAUCGCGUAAAAAGAUGACACAUGUGUUGAUACUUAAUGCAUGAGAUGAAUGUGCUAUUCCUGCUUUUGGAACUCAGGAAUUUAAAAUAUCGACAGGACCUCAAUGUGGGAAGAGCUCUCCCAACCAUCUGACCUAGAGAUUUAUAAAAAACAUGAUCAGAUUGGAUUUGGGCUGGGCUUUAAAAAACUGCAUUUUUUUAAAUUUAAAUCAUAUUGAGCUGGGCCGGAUUUCACAAAGAUAUCCAGGCCCGCGGGUUCGGAGCAUGACGUUUUUUGCUAAAUAAACAUAAAUGCAGUUAUUUAGAUAGUGCCAAAAAGGAAAUUUCCCGAGAAACUAUUACCUCAAACUUAUUCGUAAUUUCAACCUUGUAUCACAUAUACUGUUCUUCUUCUUGAAUGUAAAAUUAUAUAAAUUAAAUUUGAAUGAAGAACUUUUGAGUCUCUUGCAUCGCAUAUGAAGAUUUCCCACUAGAGUCUCUGGUAUUUCCUCAACCUCUUUCUUUUUAGUUUGCUCACUUUUUCUUUUGAAUUACAAAACUAGCAGUACAUACAUAAUGCCUCAUGUUACCUAUCAAUUGUUUGACGAACUGUAUUUUUAAAAUAAACAUAUUGAGUAGCAAAGUUUUAUUAGUUUGGACUGCCAACUAAACUACUAAAUACUGUCCUGCAUUUUCAGAAUGUCCUGGAAAUUCCUCAUUGCUGAGCCAUUAACUUUAUCAGAUAUCAUAUACUUUGUGGAAUAUUAUAUGGGUGAUUGCCCAGGGAAAGAUUUCUUAAGUGAUCUGCCUCAUGGCAUCAUAGAGCGCAUCCUAACAAAGCUCCCAAUAAGGGAUGCUGUAAGAACUAGCGUGUUGUCUAGCCAGUGGAGGUAUCUAUGGGCUACCAUGACACAGCUCGUAUUCGACGAAAAUUGUGUGUUUGUUCGUCAUGGCAGUACUUUUAGCGAGAAAAAGCUUUUUAACUGUAUUAUGCAAUGUCUGUUUCUUCAUAAUGGCCCUAUCAAGAAGUUCAGUUUAUCUACUUCAUACUGGGACAAGUAUCCAGAGAUGGACCAAUGCUUGCUUUUCCUGUCAAGAAAAGGCAUAAAAGAGUUGGUUCUUGAUAUAGACCUCCUCAACCCAUUGUUACCUGCACCUUCUGCUAUAUUUUUUUGUCAGCAACUAAUUAGUUUGACACUUUGUGGGUUUGAGCUGAAACCUCCUCGAACAUUUCAAGGAUUCCCAUGUUUGAAGUACCUUAACCUAGAAUUUGACGCAGUUACUACUGAGGUUGUUGAAAGCCUUAUCUCAGGUUGCCCUCUUCUUGAGAAGUUGAAGUUUUUAAAUGUUGAUCAUCUAGCUUUUACCGUCCGUGGCCCAAAUCUGAAGCAUCUCAUUCUAGAGGGGGACUUUAAAUACAUAAAUCUUGAGCAUGCUCCACUUCUGGUUGCUAUUAGCGUAGAAAUCAAUACAGAGGUUUCGGGAAGUAACAUACUUUUGAAGGUUCCAGUGACGUAUCAUUGUCUAAAGUUUAUUGAACUAAAAGGCGUAAAUUUUAAAGGGAUGAAUGAAGUGUUAUAUGUUCUUCACUUGAUUUUGCAGUCUCCUAAUCUACAAGAACUUCAAGUUUCAGCUGCAACCAGAUGGACUUUCUUCAAAGCUUAUAAUAUGGACUUCUGGGAGAGAGAAUGCCCUACUGAUUUCACAUUCAAGCACCUUAAAAUAGUAAAGAUGUCAGGUGUGUCGCACAAAAAAGACAUGGACUUCAUCAAAUUUGUGUUGCGAAGUUCUCCGGUUCUCGAGGUGAUGAGAGUAUCAUAUGAUGAGUACCUUGAUUACAGAAAAAGAACUGUUAUGGAAUAUGAUGUGCUGCAUUCUAAGCGAGCUUCUCCAACCGUUAAUAUUAAACUCUUUGGCUAAUCAUCUUACAAUGUCUCGCACCUUUCCCUUCUCCCUCUGUUUUGUCAAAUUUGUACGGGAGUAUGUUCCCUCUAUGACCUUGUUUGUAGUUUGUGUAUGUUAUGCAUCAUCAACCUGCAUUGUUGGGAACUAGAAACCUGUUCAGUGGUUAAUCCUUUUUUGAAUAUUUUGUCAGCUCUGUAGAUCGAACUACAAAGUAAUUUCUAGAUGAUGUUUGUAUAACCUUGUUUUUCUUGCUGAAUUUUAAUAUAGUAGGAGAAAAAUUGCCUGAA
Molecule: messenger RNA, 4204 nt
Organism: Daucus carota subsp. sativus
Lineage: Eukaryota; Viridiplantae; Streptophyta; Magnoliopsida; Apiales; Apiaceae
Product: F-box/FBD/LRR-repeat protein At1g13570-like
Exons: 6
Coding region: 2712-3932 (406 amino acids)
Molecular function (GO): protein binding
Source: RefSeq, a predicted model, not a curated record